AUGCCGAACGCUACUCUUUACUAUUGCGAGUCCGCAUUCUUCAACAACACCAAUUGUCCUGGUAUCUUCGAGAUGGGGGAUCGGGGAAGACGGAACCUGUGUUUGACAACAAAUCAAGUCGACGUUCCAGCAAUCGCAUUCAACUACUCGCAAGCAAAUGGUGGGAGCGGCGCGGGCAUCGCCUGUACCAAUCCAGCCAGUAGCACAGCAGGCCGAACUGUCAAAGUCGCACGAGGACUCAUGUUGAUCACCCUCCUCACUUGCCUCGUGUCAGCUGCUGCCGGUCAGCCCACGCUUGGCACCUCCAACGCCCAACUCGAUGGCCGAGAAGAAUCGAGGCUCUCCGACUUCAACUUCAGAGUAGAAGAGAAACGAGACGUAUCCUGCAACUUCUUUCUACCUCUCACUCCAGGUAACUAUACGAGCUCGGGGCUUAUCAAAACGUCCGAUGUAGUUGACUGCAGGCAGUCUCCUUCACCAUGCACUGUGUCGAUUGCUGGAGGCAAGAAGGCCACUUUUUCGAGCGAGUACUUCCUCGAGGGAGGUGGUUCGUGGAAGGACCCGAAUCUGUAUCAAACAUUUGGCACAGAUUAUGUCGAAUCGUAUUCGUCAAACGUCGAGUAUACUAGCUGGGUACCGGUUGGACAGUGCGGAUACCUGGUCAGCUACAGUGCUGCUAUUCUGUAUGAAGGUCAGUACAGCGGUUGUAGCGAUGGAGGCAACAGGACAGGAACAGCCGUCGUUGUGCGGAAGAGCUCGCCAUUGAGCUCACUGGUGAUGACAAACUGUUGA
Molecule: messenger RNA, 792 nt
Organism: Pseudozyma hubeiensis SY62
Lineage: Eukaryota; Fungi; Basidiomycota; Ustilaginomycetes; Ustilaginales; Ustilaginaceae
Product: DNA excision repair protein
Exons: 1
Coding region: 1-792 (263 amino acids)
Source: RefSeq, a predicted model, not a curated record